AUGGCAAGAAUAUCAUGCAAGUUAAUUGUUGGCAGCACAAUUGUUGAAGAGCUAACUGCAGAAAGAUGUCGAAAAUAUCAAGUUCGUUUUGAAGAAAUUGGAAAUAUUACUGUAGAUGUUCUUGCAGAUAAUCUAAAAUAUGAAAAACAAGCUACUCCAAAUAGAGAAGAAUUAGUUACAGAAUUGUCAUUGGCUUCACCAGCUUACAAAUAUAUUUCUUAUAGUAGUGAUGAUAGUAAAAAUUACUUAGAAGAAAACAAUGAUAGAAAUAACAUAGAUGUAAUUAACUUUAGUAUUACAAUAAACUGGCAUAAGCAACAAAUAACUAUUGACCAAUAUAUAAUUCAUCUUGUAUACAACCAAGAUUGCAAAAUUAAUAUUCCAUCAAUAAGUUUAACUUCACCAUAUGAAUUAUUUUGCUGA
Messenger RNA from Cetraspora pellucida, 423 nucleotides. Lineage: Eukaryota; Fungi; Glomeromycota; Glomeromycetes; Diversisporales; Gigasporaceae. The record is from the annotation of a GenBank genome assembly.